AUUUAUCGGCAAUAUGGCAGUCUUGUUAUUUGGAUAAAUUUUUUUACUGCCGGGUUCACUGAAAUUUAAAAUAUAAAAAGAGAUUAUUAUAUAUUUAUAUUUAUAAAUAUAUAUUAAAGUAUAUAUAUUUUAUUAUUAUUUUUAUUUAAAUAUAUAAAGAUGAAAAUAAAUCAAAACUUGUCAAUUUAUGGGAACAAAGUGAUACUUGUUCCGUAUGAAAAAAAAUAUGUUGAGAGAUAUCACGAGUGGAUGAAGUCGGAAGAACUUCAGCAGUUAACUGGCUCUGAGCCUUUGACAAUUGAAGAAGAGUACGAGAUGCAAGAAUCUUGGAUGAAUGAUGAAAAAAAGUGUACAUUUAUUAUUUUGAAUCGAAAGCGUUACGAUGACACAAGAGACUCAAUAUACUCAAUGAUUGGAGACACAAAUUUAUAUCUUAAUGAUAUUGACGAGCCUCACACAGCCGAGUGUGAAAUAAUGAUCGCUGAAGAGUAUGCCAGAGGCCAGAAAAUGGGAUGGAAUGCCAUGAUCCUCAUGCUACGAUACGGGAUUGAGGCGCUAAAUAUAAAUAAAUACCGCGCGAAAAUAAAAAUAAACAAUGACAGCAGUAUUAAAAUGUUCAGCAAGCUAAAAUUUAAAGAGGUAAGCAGGAGCGAAGUAUUUGGAGAAAUUACAUUUGAACGUGAUGUAAGUCCUGAGUGGAAGGAGUUUUUGAUGCAAAAAUCAAUAUGUUGAUAAAUAUGUAAUAGUUUUAAUGUUUUAAUAAAUUAUUUAACCGACUACUCUAUCAAAAAAAUCCAUAUGAGAAUCCAGCAUAGACUCCUAUGAAUGUUCCCAUGGCGUUCUCGGAUGAAUUCCCAUAUGGUUUCCUAUAGGUAUUUAAAUCGGUUCCUUUAUUCAUAUACGCGUCCCUGUCAAAAAAAUCCACGUGAGAUUGCAUGGGAACCCAUAGAAAUAUUGGAGCUUAUGGAUUUAUAUAAGAAUCCAUGGGUAUCUGGAUCCCCAUAAAAUAAAUUAGGGACUAUAAAUUAAUUUAUCGAUUCCCGAUGAAAAAAAAUCUAGGUGGUACUGCAUGAGAACCCAUAGGAAUCCAUGUACGAAAUCAUGGGUAUCUGGAUUCUCAUAUAGGAAAUCCAUAUAGGAAACUGUGGGUACUUAGAUUUCCAUAUAAGAACUUGGAUAUAUAGAUUUCUAUGGUUUUCUAUAGGAAUUUAAAUCUGUUCCUUUAUUCAUAUACGCGUCCCUGUCAAAAAAAUCUAUGUGGGAUUGCAUUGGAACCCAUAGAAAUAUUGGAGCUUAUGGAUUUAUAUAAGAAUCCAUGGGUCUCUGGAUUCCCAUAUAAGAACUUGACAUAGAAAUUUAAAUAAAUGGUUUUCUUUUCGGGAAAUUCAUAUGGAAUCUGGGUUUCUAUAUAAGUAAUUCCUAUAGAAUCCGGGGUAUCUGGAUUUCUAUGUCUAUCGUCUAUUGGUACGCGCAUCUGAAUAAAAGAACAGAUUAAUAUUCCUAUAGGAAACCAUAAAGAAAUUCAUCCGAAAACGCCAUGCGGGAAUCCACAUAAGAAUCUAGACUGGAUUCCCAUAAGGAUUUUAUUAAAAUUACUUGUAUUGUCUACAAAGAUGUAAUACUUCUUAAGUUAAUUAAUAAAUCAAUAAUUUAUUAUAAAUACUAAUAUACACAGCAUCAAUUACUCAAUUUUUUUUUAAAAGUCUGCCAAUAGAAUAUUAACUUCUUCUUUUAAUCAUAUACGCGUAUCAGUAGAUAGACAUAGAAAUCCAGAUACCCCGGAUUCUAUAGAAAUUUCCCAUAAAGAAAUCCCUAUAUCCAAGUUCCUUAUGGGAAUCCAAGUACCCAAAGUUUCCUUACGGAAUCUAGAAACCCAUGACUUUCUACAUGGAUUCUUUUAUAAAUCCAUACACUCCCAUAAUUCCUAUGGAUUCUUACAUAAUUCCAUACUUUCCUACAUAGAUUCCUAUGGGUUUCUAUGCAAUCCCAUGGAUUUUUUUUAAAG
Messenger RNA from Microplitis mediator, 2005 nucleotides. Its product is annotated as N-acetyltransferase 9-like protein. Gene Ontology annotation, cellular component: cytoplasm; membrane. Bases 160 to 732 code for a protein of 190 amino acids. Gene Ontology annotation, molecular function: N-acetyltransferase activity. The record is from RefSeq and is a predicted model, not a curated record. NCBI's taxonomy places the organism in Eukaryota, Metazoa, Arthropoda, Insecta, Hymenoptera, Braconidae. The transcript has 5 exons. Gene Ontology annotation, biological process: protein acetylation.